Messenger RNA from Tilletiopsis washingtonensis, 1398 nucleotides. RefSeq lists its product as hypothetical. The record is from RefSeq and is a predicted model, not a curated record. Bases 471 to 1214 code for a protein of 247 amino acids. The transcript has a single exon. NCBI's taxonomy places the organism in Eukaryota, Fungi, Basidiomycota, Exobasidiomycetes, Entylomatales.
CUCGCUCGCGGACUGCACACGCAGCUGUCAGCUCGUCACUUUGACACGCCGAGCGAGCUCUGUUUCCAGCAGAACUCACUGCAGCUGCUGCCGACGCCUGGGCCAGACGCGCCUCCUUGUCGAAGAGGGCAAAGACCUUCUUCUCCGGCGCCUUCAGCCCCGCCUGCUCGGACUGCUCGGCUGGCAGGUCGGGCUGCGCGGCCACCGCAGCAGCCACUUCGGCGGGCAGCGGCGCUGUAGAGCUCGGCGCCUGGUCGCCGCUGCUGCCCGCCGCUGCCGGCUCGUGUGCCGCCGGCGCCAUGCUCGCUCCGCCCGCGCGGGCAGCAGCACUGGCUGCGCAAUCAGCGGACCGGCUGCGCUCCCACGUCGGCAGAGAAAGCGUUGAGGGUGCAGUAGGUGUGUGCGGAGCGAGCAGGAGUGGAGCACAGAGUCCUUGAAGGUGAGGGCUGCGCGCUAGGCGGGAGGCGAAGAUGAGGGUGCGGCGGUGGUGUUGGUUGCGCGGAGCGAGCAGCUGCAGCGUGCGCCGCCGCGCGAAGCUUCAGCAGCCGGCGGCCACGGGUGGAGGCGCGCGCAGCACGCGACGCGUAGAGUGCACCGCCUCACGCGUGCGCCUCCUGCCUGCUGCUCGUCGACGUCCCCUCCUGCCUUGUGCCACCCAGGCAGGCCGCGCCAGGCACACUCGGACAGCAUCGCGCCGGGCUCAGGCAUCUUUCGCUCCGCUGAUGCCGCUUCUGCACCUGCGGAACCCGGAGAGCUCGGGUACGGAGCUGCGCAGAGGGGCACGGCAGCUAAGCUCCCUCGUCCCCGUGCGCGAGCCCAGACGGUGUGCUCUGCAGCCGAUGACGGCGUCGCGACUAGGCUGCGUUGCAGCAUGCUGCGCUGUGGGUGCUGCGGCUGCGGCACUUGGCCGCCCUAUCCGGUGCUCCUCGUCGUACAGAAGAGGCUGCCUCGCGGCUCACCCACGUCACUCCAUGUUGCCGUCGCGCAGCCUGCGCCAGCGUAGCUUGCAGCUCGCACAGCCCGCGACAGAGCCUGCACGUCGGAUGUCUCCAGCUGAGAGCCAGCGCCGCCGUCCGGGCCGGAGGAGGCGGUGGGUGCAUUCGCGUGGGAGCAGGCAGCCGCAGAGGCAGGGCAAGCGAAGUCGCGCCGCGGCGGGCGCUCGCUCGCGCCCCAACAAACCCUGCGCCGCGCGGUUCGCGAGAGCCGGUGCCUGACGCCCAGACUCGCCGGCGCACCCUUGAGUGGAACGCCCCCCUGACGAGCGUCGGUGGCCGACGUGAGCCUGCCUGUGCGGCGCCGUGGGCAGGAGCUGCUGGCUUGACUGGCCUCGCCUGCUGCGGUUCAGGUCUCUUGAAGACGCCUGUGAGGCGGCGGCGAGGCGGCGGCGAGGCGGCGGCG